AAACGAAAACGAGAGCUGGAAAAUACUAUCCAAGAUCCUAAAAAAUACAAGAAGAAAAAUGUUCUGCAAGAUACCCCAGAGUGCAGCAAACUGAAGUGUCCCUUUUAAAUCCAGAUCAAUGAGUCGGAUAGCAGACAAACUUGAGAAUUCCAUGUCUCCUGUGUGAGAAGAGGUUUGAUUUUUUUUCCAGAGACAUGACACUGCCAAGUUCAUCUUGUGCACACAGCUUCUAAACAAGAGUUUGAAACAGAACACUAGAAUACAGAAUACAGAGAAUAAAGACCAAGCGCACCGCCAAACAUGAACCCAUUCACAAUCAUACUGCCUAAACCACCAAGCCAUCUUGAAAGGUCAAAGGUCCAAUCUAAUGCCUGCGAUGGACAUAAUGGAAGCAUACAGACUACGCAUGGAGACAGAAAGAAAAGCAUCGUCCAUUAUCUGUACCGGAGUACGUUAGGGGGAAAUGUUCGAGCAAAGUGCCUACAGACUCGAUUCCUGCGUUCUCUGGCAUCUUACAUUCUGUAUCGUACCAAUAGUCCCUUUGACAGAAGAGUUACCACCCUCGAAUGGCAUCCCACUCAUCCGAACACUGUAGCUGUGGGUUCAAAGGGUGGUGACAUCAUCCUGUGGGACUACGAGGAGCUCAACAAUACACUUAUUCCAGGGAUUGGGGCUGGAGGGUGCAUUACAGGAAUGAAAUUUGAUCCUUUCAAUGCAAAUCAAAUCUAUACAUCGUCAGUGGCUGGCAGUACUGUCUUACAGGAUCUAACAGGCCGAACUAUACAAAUGUUCACUAACACAGAGGACUGGGCAAUGUGGUACUGCAGUCUGGAUGUAUCUGCCAGCCAGCAGUGUGUUCUGACGGGAGAUAAUGUGGGCAAAGUUGUGUUGCUGGAGACCUGUGGGAAGGAGAUCUGGAAGUUACGGCUACACAAGAAGAAGGUGACACACGUAGAGUUUAAUCCACGUUGCGACUUCCUGUUUGCUACUGCCUCUGUGGACCAAACUGUCAAGCUCUGGGACUUGAGAAACCUUAAAGACAAGUCUAGCUGCUUAAAUACCCUCCCACAUGUUCGAGGAGUGAACUCUGCGUGUUUUAGCCCCUGGGAUGGUGCAAAGCUUCUUACCACUGACCAGCAUAGUGAAAUUAGAGUAUAUUCUGCGAGUGAUUGGUGCAAACCGCAAUGCAUUAUUCCACAUCCACACAGACAGUUCCAGCAUUUGACUGCCAUAAAGGCUUCGUGGCACCCACGGUAUGACUUGAUAGUUGCUGGGCGAUACCCAGAUCCACACUUCCCAGGGUACACGGCUGACGAAUUGCGUACAGUGGACGUGUUGGAUGGUCAGAAUGGGAACAUCGUUUGCCAACUUUAUGAUCCUUAUGCAUCUGGCAUUGUAUCGGUCAAUAAGUUUAAUCCUAUGGGAGACCUGUUGGCAUCGGGCAUGGGUUUUAACAUUUUAAUCUGGAGCCGUGAGAUUUUAUUAAUGAUGAAGCAGCAGCAAAUGAUGAAGGCGUUGCGCGAUAAAGGUCUUUUCGUAGGAAGAAAGGAAACGCGGACAUCGCACACGAACAGUAACAAGGAUAAACAAGGAACUAAGCUUGAGAAAAAAGAGGCAGUCAGAAUCAGGACUGUCUUAAAGGAAGAGACUAAAACACAUCGUGGAAAAAUGAAAGAUAAAGGCAAAUAAACUUGGCGGUCUCCAGGCUCCAUCAGUCAGAACAGCACUAAUAUUUACUAAAGUUAGAAUUGAAGGUAACCUUGAAAUUUAAGGCCAGAGAAGCCGAUCUAAAUGCAUAGCUG
Molecule: messenger RNA, 1802 nt
Organism: Pelobates fuscus (common spadefoot toad)
Lineage: Eukaryota; Metazoa; Chordata; Amphibia; Anura; Pelobatidae
Gene: DDB2
Product: damage specific DNA binding protein 2
Exons: 11
Coding region: 301-1689 (462 amino acids)
Biological process (GO): DNA repair; response to UV
Cellular component (GO): nucleus; Cul4-RING E3 ubiquitin ligase complex
Molecular function (GO): damaged DNA binding; protein binding
Source: RefSeq, a predicted model, not a curated record